This is a messenger RNA of Dendronephthya gigantea, 2029 nucleotides long. RefSeq names its product acid-sensing ion channel 2-like. Lineage: Eukaryota; Metazoa; Cnidaria; Anthozoa; Malacalcyonacea; Nephtheidae. Gene Ontology annotation, molecular function: ligand-gated sodium channel activity. The record is from RefSeq and is a predicted model, not a curated record. The transcript has 8 exons. The coding region runs from base 415 to 1905 and encodes 496 amino acids. Gene Ontology annotation, biological process: sodium ion transmembrane transport. Gene Ontology annotation, cellular component: membrane.
UGUCAGCAAAAACACUGUGCAUGGUUACAGUGAAUGUUAUCACUGGGUAAAUUAUAACUUAUACUGGCUAUGUAGCAUGUAUCAGUUAAUAUCAGUGAUUGCUGGCAAUGAAGGCAUGAGCGAAUGGCUAAAUCAUCCUAAAUGUUCCCACAUAGAUUCCUAGCAUGUCGCACGCUUGACUUCUUCCAACAAGUAAACUUUGCAGGUUUUCUUAACUGAUGUAAAUAAUAAUGUAUAAGACAUGUCCAAAACACGCGAUACAAAUAUCUUGUUCUACUUCAAUGACCAAUGUAGUAUCAACUCAGUGAACUUAAAAAAACGAGGAUAAUAUUCACUAUAAAGAGACUACCCUUAAUUCCUUGGAAGAAAUACGGAAGACUUUGGUUGGAUGAAAUAACUAAAUGCAAAGAUUAGAUGACAGAGAGUCCUGUUCAUAAACAAGACAUAGAAGCUGAGGAUACGGUAUUUUUAUGGCAUAAUUUUCUUCAGACUUUAUCACUUCAUGGCUUUCAUCAAGUUUUUGAACGUGGCAGUGCUAAGAUUCGACGUAUUUUAUGGUUGAUUAUUCUUAUUGCCGCCUUAGUAAUGGUCUGUGUUCAUAGUGAACGUAGUAUAAGAAAAUACUUUGAACGACCCGUAUCAACUAAUGUACAUGUUGAGUUUGUUGAGGAAAUUAUAUUUCCAGCCGUUACAAUUUGUAACUUUAAUUUAUUUCCAUUCUACCUCAUUAAUGGAACUGUUGGGGAAAAGAUAAUGUCUAUCCUGGCUCCGCAAAAGCACAUUGACAGACAGGAUGAUGUAUUAUUUGCAAGAUCACCAAUACCAAACUUUAAUCAAUAUAAAAGAUCACUUCUCUUGAAAGAUGAUGGCAAUGAUACCGUGGAAGAUAUCGACACGGACAUUGAUGUAGUUGAUUCGAAAUGGGAUUUUGAUCAGACUUUUAAUUUUGCUGAAUUUGUCAAAACUCACGGACAUAGGAUAGAUCACAUGAUCAAGAAGUGUCGAUGGAGAUCAGAAAAAUGUGGUCCCGAAAACUUUACAGCGGUUAUAACGGAAUUCGGAUUGUGUUACACAUUUAAUUCAGGAAAAACGAGUCAUCGGGUUCUUAAAGUGAACAGAGCGGGAGUUGACUUUGCUUUAAGACUUCAAUUAAAUGUCCAACAAGACCAAUAUUACGGAUCAUUACGAGAUUCUGCUGGUUUCAAAGUAAUGGUUCAUGAUCAGGCUGAGCCAGCAAUGAUCAAUGAGUUAGGAUUUGCUAUCCAGCCUGGAACGCAUACAUUUUGUAGUCUGAAGAAAAUUGUCAUAAAUAACUUGCCGAAGCCAUACAGGGCGUCCUGUGAAGAUCUAAAAUUACGUGGAUUUUCCAAAUAUACGAAGUCUGCAUGUCUUCUCUUAUGUCGGGCACGAUUUAUCAUAAGUAGAUGCAGGUGUAGUUCAUACGACCUUCGUGGAUUGGAAACAAAUGUUCCCCCAUGUUUGCCUCAACAAGUUAAAAACUGUGUCUGGCCUGCAAUGGAGGAGUUUCGUAACGAAACAAAUAAUUGCAGAUGCCCAAUUCCGUGCCAUAUUACAAAGUUCUUGACUCAACUCUCCUAUGCGCAAAUGCCAGCGAAACACUUCUCUGAAGUUCUCGCAAGAAAAAGGAAAGUUCCUAAAGAUGUGAUGAGGAAUUAUUUAAGGGAUAAUUUUUUAGAUGUGGAUAUUUAUUUUGAGGAAAUGAGCGUUGAAGAGAUAACAGAACGUCCUGCGUAUGACGAGGAAAGUCUGUUCGGCGAUAUUGGGGGCCAAGUCGGCUUGUUUCUUGGUGCAAGUAUCUUGACGCUCUUGGAAUUCAUAGAUCUACUUGCCAGAAUUUUGAGCAGAAAAUGUAAAAAAAAAUUAUAUCCGGAACAUACUGCGUAACUACUCAUAAACAACUAUUUCAAACUUAUUUUAAUUCACGAGAUUUGUGAUGCUUAUAUAACUAAGUAAGUAAAUAAUGAUAAUUUAGAACAAUUGUAUAUAAAUGUAAAUUCAUAAAUAAUCU